Biomphalaria glabrata is the source of this 2617-nucleotide messenger RNA. Its product is annotated as organic solute transporter alpha-like protein 2. The transcript has 8 exons. Gene Ontology annotation, biological process: transport. Gene Ontology annotation, molecular function: transporter activity. The record is from RefSeq and is a predicted model, not a curated record. Lineage: Eukaryota; Metazoa; Mollusca; Gastropoda; Planorbidae. The coding region runs from base 916 to 2076 and encodes 386 amino acids.
GCACUCUGGCGAAUCCACUUCGAUGUGUGGAUGCCAGUGAUGUUGGUCAUGGAGGGGUCGAGAGAUUAACUCCGCCCAGUGGUAGCAUGACGUUCUCUUGUGCAGGAUCAUAACACAUUCGCUUGAAGAUAAUUCGUAAUGCAGUACUGUUGCGUACCGUGGCAUUCAAAUGUAGUUUAAUAUUUGAUGCUAAUACUUGAAUGUGAUACGAGAAUAAUCAGUGAUUCUUUAUAAACGGUGUUCACUAGAUGAGAAAUUUUAAAAAUCUUAUUUUUUAUGGACAUAUAAUAUAUAUAUAUAUAUUUUAAUGUACUUUACAGUGACAUAUUCUCCAUUGCGGUGGGCAGUUUACGGUUAGGAAUAUAAUCUAGAGCGUCGAGUUGACCAUCAGAUCAACGGAUGGCUGCCUGAUCGUGUGGUUUGCGUACUGGACUGUCGUUUGGAUGGUCUCGAUAGUCCCGGGUUUCUACCCUGCCCACUGGAUCCCCCGUCGUCCUGCUGUAGGUUUGGGCUAGGAUGAAUAUAUCUUUAAAUCUGAAUUUAAGUCCGAACAUCCGAAACAUGUAAAACAUUUUAAAAACAAACAACACUUAUCCUACGACUAUUGCCCAAUUAUAAUAUGGACACAUUCGUUAUAGACAUUGUAAUUACUUUUUUAAAUGAGCAACUUGAGUCCAAGAAAGCAUUUUUUUUACAGUUUUAAAAGACACCAGAGAGAACAGCCUCGUUUGUUUUUUUGAAUCAAACACGUAGUCUUGUUGCAAUAUAGGCCUACAAUAAACCCAUGGUGCAUGUGUGUACACAUUAAUGAAAUGUCACUGACUUAUAUAGGUCUGUUUCAUAGUCCAUUCAUCGUAAAGAAUUAUAAGCCUAUCGAAGGAUGAGCACAUCAUUCAACUUCCAAUGUAGUAAAAUAUGUCGCGAAAUUUGACCAAUUGUAGUGAACCUAUCUCUAAAGCCACAGAAUUUCUUCAAGCUAUCACUGAAUGGGAGAGAAAUCUGUGUAUCAUUUGUGGCUGUCUCAGUUGUCUGGCCUUGAUGUUGCUCCUUGAUAACGCUGUUUACAUCUGGACUCACUACAACCAUCCUACGGCCAUGGUGACGUCAUCGUGGCUUGUGGCUCUGUCGCCUAUGUUGACCAGUAUUGCUGUAGUUGCCAUGCUGGUGCCCAAAAUGUUUGUAUUUCGAGACGUGGCCAUGUCUGUAUGUCUUUCUGUAGUAAUGUAUAAAUUUCUAGAGAUGCUUGUAGCACUAGGCAACCAAUUUGACUCCAUUCGACAUGAAAUUAUUUAUCACCGGAGACUUCAUUUUAACGUUCGACCACUCUGUUGUCUAUUCUCAUGCCUACCAACAGCCCAGCUCACUAGGACUAACUUUUUAGUUAUGAAGAUGCUAGUCUUGCAACACCCAAUACUCAUUGUACUGAUUACUGUCAUCACCAUGGUUACGUGGCUAGAUGGGACAUAUGUCAUUGGCAAGUGGGACAUCAACAACCCUUUCCCUUAUUUAAGUGCACUGCGUGUGACGUCAGUCUUGGUCGCGAUCUACGCUUUGAGCUCCCUAGUUACGCUGUGCAAAGACGCUAUGAAAGAUCUGUAUGUUAGCCAGAAGUAUAUGGCGUUAAGUGUGGCCCUUUUCCUCUUCAGUGUCCAGGGACUUACCUUUGACAUCCUGACGUCACUAAGGAUUUUUGAAUUCCGGCAAUGUUUGUCAGGACGAACUAUGAGAAAUUUUUAUGAAAACUCAAUGUACUGCGUCCAGAUGUUUUUGGUGACACUUUAUAAUGUCUUCUAUUACCGCCGACCUUUGAACCCACAAGUCACAUCAGACGCUCAGAACCAAAAUAAACCACCAGAGCUACAAAAUCACCAGCUGUCGAAUUCAUCUGGUCCAGAUAUCACUGGGCGCCCUUUAGUGAUUGCCUUAGACGCCACGACGCAAACAUUGGCCUUGAGCGGUGAUUGUAGCUCUCAGACAUUGUCCAUCUCAACUCUGACCAGGGACGAUGCAGUCAAUGGCAAACAAAAUAGCAAGAAUAACGUUUCCUACAACAACGGCAUCCUGGAACACUUCUGAGAAAAAAUCAUUGGAUCAAAUGUGAGUUGAAGUAAUGGCUAAUGCCUAGGUGCCAACCGAUGCGAUCUAAGCUGAUACAAUAUACAACUUUAUCGACUUGCGAGAACACAGCUGUUGACAAGGCAUGAACAACGGCCACACUUACACUUUUCGGUCAAAUAGUUUUCACCAGUGAAAGAAAAUUGUUACUUGUUAAUAUGAUAUUAAUCUUUUUGUUUAUAAACAAAAGAAAGAGUUUUUAUAUGAAUGUCAAUUUCUUUGUUAUUUUAGUCUAAAAAUGUAAAUUGUUGAAUAAGGUCUUGCCAAGCGCAGUCUUUAAUCCGACGGGUAGAAAGAAAAUGUUUGGGGCAGCGCAGCUAACUCUUGUAAAACUUCUACGUUUGAGUGUAACAUCCCACCUCUUCUCAUGGAGUCGGCAAAGAAAAUGUUUCGGCUUAAUUGAAUGUUACUCAUCCAUCUUGUCUGCAGUCUUCCUCGCUUUAUUCCAUCUUAUUGCUUGGACACCUUCAGUGUGCGUGUGCUAAUCACUCGGAUUUCUUGU